UUCCGUAAGUAAAGGGAGGCAAUUAGAUGGCGGGAUUCGGCCAUUUUGUUUUUAAAAGGCUGGGCUUCAUUGCCUGCAUCAUUGAUUUGUAGCAAUUUACUCAGAUGCAUGAUGUUUGCUUGUCAAAGAAAUCCCUAUUUAAGAGAGCUGAAAUCUGUUGUCAUUUCUUGCAAAAAGGUCGCUGAUAAAUAUCAUGUCCUUUUGGAUGACACCGUUCUUUUUCCAGAAGGAGGUGGACAACCUGACGAUAGGGGGAAGAUCGGGGACGUGAAUGUUGAACGUGUUUUUAGGCAAGGGAAUCAAGCGAUACAUGUUUUGUCAGAUCCAGUCAGCGAAAAGGAAGCCUAUGAUUGCAAAAUCGACUGGGAAAGAAGGUUCGACCAUAUGCAGCAGCAUUCCGGACAACAUUUAUUGUCAGCGAUUGCUCAUCAGAAAUAUGGGUUCAAAACAACAUCGUGGGAUUUAGGGACCAAAGUUUCCAAUGUUGAAUUUGAUACACCAAAUAUCACUCAAGAGCAAAUAAACCUGAUAGAAGGGGAAUGCAAUGAAAGAAUAAGGGAACACAGAGAUAUUAUAGUGCACUUGAUGAGUAAAGAUGAAGCAAUGGAAGUGGAGGAGGUCAAAUCGCGAGGCUUACCUGAAGAUGUCACAGAGAAUAUCAGAAUAGUAGAGAUGAAAGGAAUUGAGAAGAACAUGUGUUGUGGUACACAUUUGUCAAAUACAAGUGAAAUACAAGCUAUCAAGCUACUGCAUACUGAAUCAAUGAGAGGUGGAACAAGGCUAUUCUUUUUGGCUGGUCAAAGAGUUGUUAUCAAACUUGCCUCCUGCAUUGAGAAUGAAGUAAGUUUGACCAAGCUGUUGAGUACUGGCCCAGAUGAGCAUGUUAAAUCAAUUGAAAAAGUGCAAAAGAGUUCAAAAGCAUUGCAAAGAAACUGCAAAAGCUAUUUAAAAGAAGUGGCCACUUUGGAAGCAUUGCAAAUAGCUGAUGUUGCCAAAAAGGAGGGUGCCAUUUUUAAACACAGAGAAGAUGGCGAUAUUGACUAUAUUAAUGCAUUUAUCAAUCAGCUAAAAGAGAAGGCCAGUGAAUGUCUGAUAAUGGUUUCUGCUGGUGAAAUCAAAACUGGUGGUAUGUUUGUGAUUUGUGGUCCAGAAAGCAUGGUAAUGAAGACUGGGCCAAAAGUGGCUGAGGUAUUAGAUGGCAAAGGUGGGGGCAAAAAGAACAGGUACCAAGGAAAGGCAAGCAGUUUCAAGAAGUUGGCAGAAGCUGAGAAACUUGUUAGGGAGAUUCUGAAGGAGUGAAUUUUGUUGACUUUUUGAACCAAAAGGAAGCUUACAUUUAAUUGGCUUCCCUUAGUGAUAUUGACUGUAGUAAUAAAGGAGGUCACUCUAAUUGUCAAAUUGAAGAGGAUUUUGGAAAAAUGUGACUGUGAUAUUUUUGAUAAUCUUAGAUAGUAGAGAUGCCACAAUUAUAGCAUUGUUUUCUUUGAGAAAGCAUUUCAUAUCUCUGUUUUAAUUAGAAAAUUGAUAGUUGUAUGUAAUCAAUGAUAUCUAUAGUCAGCAAAUUGUAUCUUUCAACUGCACUAUUACAAAAUUUUGUCUGUUAAACUAGAUUUCUUUGCCCCAUUU
Molecule: messenger RNA, 1626 nt
Organism: Rhopilema esculentum
Lineage: Eukaryota; Metazoa; Cnidaria; Scyphozoa; Rhizostomeae; Rhizostomatidae
Product: alanyl-tRNA editing protein Aarsd1-B
Biological process (GO): regulation of translational fidelity; alanyl-tRNA aminoacylation
Molecular function (GO): alanine-tRNA ligase activity; nucleic acid binding; ATP binding
Source: RefSeq, a predicted model, not a curated record